Malus domestica (apple) is the source of this 855-nucleotide messenger RNA. RefSeq names its product organelle RRM domain-containing protein 6, chloroplastic. Gene Ontology annotation, biological process: chloroplast mRNA modification; cytidine to uridine editing. Gene Ontology annotation, cellular component: chloroplast. Lineage: Eukaryota; Viridiplantae; Streptophyta; Magnoliopsida; Rosales; Rosaceae. The record is from RefSeq and is a predicted model, not a curated record. Gene Ontology annotation, molecular function: RNA binding.
ACGCUCUCCCCACAACUUUAUAGACUCGUGGAAGCAGAGUGUAGACUGACUGACGGCAAAUGGCAACGGCCUUUGUUAUCCUGAGGAGCCCUGCAAAUCCAUGGCCUUCCAGUUCGAGCAACAGACUCAAACAACAGAAAACAUCUUCUCAGGUGGUCGGCGGCUGCUGCACCCUCACUUUCACCUCCUCAAUUGCCUGCCGUGCUUGGCGGAAUAAGCAGUCCCUUUCCUCCUCUCCCACACACAAAAACCGCACCUUCUCGCCAUCAGCGUCUCUUUCUCCUUCUUCUUCUUCUCCCUCCACCUCCACCAAGCUCUACGUCAGCGGGCUUUCGUUUCGUACCACUGAAGAGAGCUUACGAAAUGCUUUCCAAAAUUUUGGACAACUUGUAGAAGUCAAUUUGGUGAUGGAUAGAAUUGCAAAUAGGCCAAGAGGCUUUGCUUUUCUCCGCUAUGAAACUGAAGAGCAAUCUCAAAAGGCUAUCGAGGGAAUGCACGGAAAGUUUUUGGAUGGGAGGGUGAUAUUUGUUGAAGUUGCAAAGCCGAGAUCAGAGCUUCGUCAAGGCCCCAAACAAAACCCAAGACGGUAUUGAAAUGUCGGCCGUAGCCAUUGAUUGUUGUUUACACAAAAGUCAUCCAUGCGUUCACUCGGAGACUGUCUAGUAUCCACUUAAUUAGAAUUCUCAUUUUUGUGUGCUCUGUUUCUCUCUGUCUGCAAUUGUGACGAUGCGUUAAAGGGUAGCGAUUUUCAGUCCCCUUUUUGUCAAGGCAAGAAAGAAUUGAAAUGAUUACGUACUGGCGACGCGACCAAGAAAAUUGUCAAAUGAAACGAAUGCGUAUGCAAUUGAAGCCUAA